AUGGAAUACAUAAUUGGUGGUACUACUGGUUUAUUGAAGGAGGUUAACACCAAAAAUCGCAGUAUUUUAAGGCUUUGUUCCCUCGAAGAUCAAGCCUUAGAUAGAUUUAUCACAACAAUUUCCUGGUCUGGAGGUUUCGGAUAUGGUGAGGAUGAAAUAACUGUUGGAUAUGAGAGCGGAUUAGUUCGUAGUUACAGCACCUUAACCGCUGGGAUUAAUAAGGAAUAUCAUCUGGAUUCGAAAUGCGUUUACGUGACCGUAUUAAGUUCCCAUUUCCACAAGUUUACCAAGGCUAUUUACAGUAAAAAUAAGAACUCAACUUUGUAUCCUAAUUUGACCAUUCCAACCGAUCAUAAACAAUGUAGUAAAACAUUAUUAUCCGUAACACAAAAUGGAUAUAUUUACCUAUUUGACACUGAGAAUUGCCCCCAAACUGUCCCCAAUUGUUUUGCCGAUCCAGAUAAUUCUGACACCGAUAAUACUGGCAGUUGUAAACUCCCAUUAACUAAGAUAAAUCAUCCCUAUUCCAUAGCUGUUUUCAAGUAUAAAUCACCCCUAACUUGUGCUUGCACUCACAGUUUAAUGAAAAAUCGUCUAGUUAUCGCAGGCCAGAAUAAUCCUCCGGCCCUUAUUGACUUGUUCUCUGAAAAAGUGUUAUGGGUUGGGAAAUAUCCACACGAGACGCUUUUAGGCCUUCAAAGCUCACUGGACAUAACAAGCCUUUCCCUCCUAGAGGAGCUUGGCGAUGACAUAAUCUGCGUAGGAACGAAAGAUUCCUUCGUCUAUGUCUAUGACCCUAACAGUCAGAAGGAUCCGAUUUUCCAGUUCAACAUCUGCGACCAGCGGAGUUCAGCUCUAUCGAAGCGUGCUUUAACUCUUCCUGAGCACGAUUUCAACACUAAACAUAGGAAACAGUUGGAUAAGGCUGUUAAUGAGAACUACUCCUCAAAUGACCGUGCAAUUCUCAAAAUUGCAACUAAUCCUCCUUUUAAACUAUUAAAUGGUUCUAAAAAUAGUAAUGAAAAUGACACAAACAAUAUUAACUCUAAUAAUUCUGUAAAUUUCGAGGAAAAAUUAUUUGAUAAUAAUUUAGAAAAAUUAUUUAAUUUGUCAAAUGAUUUUGGCAUUGAGUUGUACAAUUAUCCUAAGAAAGACUACUGUAAUGUGUACAUCAGUGACAACUUUGGCACUGUUUAUUAUCUUCAGUUUCUCACCAAUGAUAAACUCAUUCACUGGAUUAACAAUAAAAUUAACCAAAACUCCAAAAAUAGCUCGACAAAGUCCGUGGAAAUCAUGGACGAAAAGGAGAAACUCAUCAUUGCAGAACACUUGCUCGAGGCUAGGAAACGUCUUUGCACUUCCAGCAACAACGACAAAAGAGUCCAUUACAGACGGAAUAGUUACAAUCAGAUGGUUUGUAGGAUAUUAAGUUGUUACAAUUAUCACAACGGGUCGGUUGUGGAUUUAAAGUGUUCUGGUGACUAUUUGGUUACCGCUGGUAUCGAUCGCUUCACCAAAAUCAUCCACGUUCCCACUCACAAGCUCGUCUUCCAACUUUACUCGAAUCAAAAGCAGUCCUCCAUUCUCCUCAGAAACGAGUCCAUUAUGAAAAAAUUCAGCCAUUCUGAUUUCAAACCUCUUACUCCUCAGACUGACAACACAGUUGAUAGUAGUGAUGAAAUUCCUGCUGAUUCCGAAGAAGAAAGCGAUUUGGAUGAAAGUGAUUUAGAUGAAGACGAUUUAGAAGAUGAAGAAAGUGAUUUAAACAGUUUAGAAUAG
Molecule: messenger RNA, 1779 nt
Organism: Theileria annulata
Lineage: Eukaryota; Apicomplexa; Aconoidasida; Piroplasmida; Theileriidae
Exons: 2
Coding region: 1-1779 (592 amino acids)
Biological process (GO): ribosomal large subunit biogenesis
Cellular component (GO): preribosome, large subunit precursor; nucleolus
Molecular function (GO): protein binding
Source: RefSeq, a predicted model, not a curated record